Molecule: messenger RNA, 3119 nt
Organism: Ailuropoda melanoleuca (giant panda)
Lineage: Eukaryota; Metazoa; Chordata; Mammalia; Carnivora; Ursidae
Gene: ADIPOQ
Product: adiponectin, C1Q and collagen domain containing
Exons: 4
Coding region: 129-1355 (408 amino acids)
Molecular function (GO): protein binding
Source: RefSeq, a predicted model, not a curated record
GCCGCCGCUGUGACUAGUCCCCCUUCUGAAGUGCUCUGUCGGAACCCCACAAUCUCGCACUUUGUCAUGCACAGCGAGCAGGAGUGUGGUGGUGGCGAUCGGUGUCGCUGACUUAUUAGGGCAAAUCUAUGGGGAAAGAGGGGUCUCCUGAACCACUGGACAAUUCGUUUUACAGGAGGAAGCUUUGCCCUCUGAUGCAGAGAUGGCUUGUUUUCCUUUUUCUGGGCUUCGCCCUUGCCCCAUCUUCUCUUGUUGUUGUAGGAAGCAAACAUACGAGCCAAGAGAAUGUGAGUGCCGUGACUGAGGGUCCAACUCAACUUCCUAAGCCCAAAGGGGGGUUGCAGCAGGUUCCCCAGAGUGGAGACCUGAAGCACUUGCCAGGGGAGGGUGCCCGCCCACUGGCCUCUGGCCCUCACAGGGUUGGCCAAUGGGAAGGGACAACUGUGGGGUGGGGACUGCCUGCCCCCCUUGAGUACCAGGCUGCUGAGGCUGGAUCAUCUCCUCAUUUCCAUCCUGACUGCAGUUUGGCUGAUUCUACACCUGAGGAUCAAGCUUCAUCGGGGACGCAGCCAUCUCACUCCAUCUCACUCCUGGUGACUCCCUUCAUAAGCGGGCUCAGGAUGCUGUCGCUACGAGCUGUUCUACUGCUACUAGUCCUGCCCACUCACGGCCAGGACGCUGUGACAGAAGGGCCUGGAGUCCAGCUUCCCCUGCCCAAGGGGGCCUGCGCAGGUUGGCUGGCAGGCGUCCCAGGACAUCCUGGCCACAAUGGGACCCCAGGCCGUGAUGGCAGAGAUGGCACCCCUGGUGAAAAGGGUGAGAAAGGAGAUCCAGGUCUCGUAGGUCCUAAGGGUGACACUGGUGAAACCGGAGUAACUGGGGUUGAAGGUCCCCGAGGCUUUCCGGGAAUCCCGGGCAGGAAAGGAGAACCUGGAGAGAGUGCCUACGUGCACCGGUCAGCAUUCAGUGUGGGAUUGGAGAGCCGAGUCACUGUCCCCAAUGUUCCCAUUCGCUUUACCAAAAUCUUCUACAAUCUGCAAAACCACUAUGAUGGCAGCACUGGAAAAUUCCACUGCAACAUUCCCGGGCUGUACUACUUCUCCUACCACAUCACGGUCUACCUGAAGGAUGUCAAGGUCAGCCUCUACAAGAAAGACAAGGCUAUGCUCUUCACCUAUGACCAGUACCAGGAGAAGAAUGUGGACCAGGCCUCUGGCUCUGUGCUCCUCCAUCUGGAAGUGGGCGAUCAAGUCUGGCUCCAGGUGUAUGGGGAUGGGAACUCUUACGGGCUCUACGCAGAUAACGUCCAUGACUCCACCUUUACAGGCUUCCUUCUCUACCAUGACACCAACUGAUCACAGCUAACUUCGAGCUUCCACCAGAUCAAACAACCCAAAAGUGAAAGAGCAGUCCACAGGUGUUCAGUGGAGAUAAGAGAUUCAUUUUGUGAUCUAGUUGGAGGGCUCUGAACAUUAUUCAUUCAUUCACUCAUUCAUUCAUCAAGUAUCUUUUCAAAAAAUUGUAUUCUAUGUUCCCUUUCCUGAAGAAGACAUGGCCCCUGGCCUCAAGGGUCUCUUAUGUAGUAGCAAUGAAAGGUUAAUAAUAUUUCUGGGGGUGCUUCACAUAUACGGUGAGAUAGAGAACUACCAGAAGGUAUUUGACAGUGCUGUUCUGUGUCCACUGUUUUUCUUCAUGUUCAUGCCAAUCCUGGGAGGUGCACAGGAAAGAUAUUAUUCUCAUCACUUUACGCUGGGGUCCUGAGCCUGAGAGAGUUAGGUGAAUGCCUAAGCUCACACAGGUAUUAAGUGACAGAGUUCGAAGUCAAACCCAGGUCUGUAGACCUUCUGCAAGAAACCCUGCCCUUUUUUACGAGUACAUGGCCUCUUGGGACUGUUGGUAAGGGGUCUAUCACCCAGGUUAACUGAGGGCCUCUGAGUUGGUCUUCGUGGCGAGUUAAGCCUUUCCCCAGUAGAGCUCCCUCAGAGAAGGUGAUUCUAUGACUAGGUCCCAUCCCAGCUGGACCACUAAUCACUCUGUACUUCUGCUUCUCUGUGUCUUCCUCACGCUCUUCUCUCCAGCUCAGAAAGCUACCUCCAUCUCUACAUGCUGAAAUCCUCCCUGUUCCCCAAAACCACCUAGUCAGGAAGCUUCUCUGACAUGAUAGCUCUUUCCCGCAAACCUUCCUCACACACUGUGCCCCUGUGCCCCUCUACGUAUUACUCUGGAUGAGAGUCCUGGGUAUGAAAGACAUCCUUCUACCAGGCCAGGGACAACUGCCUGAAAAGGACCGCGCCCCCUUCACCUCUGAGUCCCUUUGCUGGUCCUUGAUAAAUGCCUCAUGAGGACCAAGCUCUUGAAUCUCACCUCUACCCAGAAUGAACCCCAGUUUAGUUUCUUCAUAAAACUAAUCCUUAUCUACAAAAACAUUUUCAUUUUAGGAACUCCCUGAAUUUAAGCACUUAAUCCUUGUUCCAUUGGAUAGUUUGAAUCUUUUCACAUGAGGUUUGGGAUGACUGUGCUUUCCAGAAUACUUAAAAGAAUUUUUCCUGAAGGAGCUGGCAAUGCAAAAACCACAAAGGAAUUUGGAAACCAUUCUUUCCUUGAGUACCGACAGGGUCUGGAAAGACCUGGGCCUUCUGAAUCUAUUCUUGUUCUUUAAGAAUCAAAAAAAGGAGAAGAAAAAGGAAAGAACUCUCUGAGGUGAUGGAUGUGUGAACUGGCUUGAUUGUGACUAUUUCACCAUGUUUAUCUACAGCAAAUCAUUACACUGUACAUCUAAACAGACACAAUUUUUAGCUGUCAAAUAUUUCUCCAAAAAAAUAAAGAAGUAUAGGAGGUUGAUGGUGGUAAAUAUCCUCCCAGCAGGCAAUAGCUUGAGUAACGCUUUUCAAAGUUUUUAGCAAAAGCUGAGUUACUAGCAUUCUAUAUAAACAGAAAUGGGAAGCUUUUUUCUUUUGCUCUCAGGUUUAAAUUCUGAAUGAUUCCCUUCUGUGUGUGUAUUGCUCAUCAUUAAGUGACUAUUAUUUCUACAUACCAAGCUUCGUCUUUUAAAGUAUUUGUACUUCAUCAUUUUCUACAAGUAAAGAUACUAUUCAGCAUUAAAAGGAGAACCACUUGAA